This is a messenger RNA of Alternaria ethzedia, 588 nucleotides long. RefSeq lists its product as uncharacterized. The transcript has a single exon. Bases 1 to 588 code for a protein of 195 amino acids. The record is from RefSeq and is a predicted model, not a curated record. Lineage: Eukaryota; Fungi; Ascomycota; Dothideomycetes; Pleosporales; Pleosporaceae.
AUGUCCACCCCCCUCGAGCGCGCCCUAACAGCCAUCGACGCAGCCCACGCGGAAGACCCAAAUAAAGUCACCAUCAAUGGCACCGAGAUGCCCUACGAACUCCACUACGCGCAGAAAUGCACCUCCUACCUCGAGAAACGCGCCCCCUCCGCCUCCGAGCCCCUCCGCCUCGCCAUCCGCGCCCAACACUUCCGGCGCUGGGAAGUGCCUCGCGCGAGCUACCCCAUGACGCGCCCGGGCUACCACGCCUGGCGCACGUUCCUAAAAAAACGACAAGCGGAACUCGUCGAACAAAUCUGCGUCGAUGCCGGAUACACCACUGAAGACGCGUCGACAGUAGGCAGUUUGAUCCGCAAAGAAGACCUGAAAGUGAACGAGGAGACGAUGGUGCUGGAGGAUGUGGCGUGUCUUGUUUUUCUGGACGACCAGUUUGAGGCGUUUGAGAAGGAACAUGAUGAGGAGAAGAUUAUUAAGAUAUUGCAGAAGACGUGGGGGAAGAUGACGGAGAGGGGGCAUGAGUUGGCGUUGGAGAUUCCGAUGGGGGAGAGGCCGAGGGGGGUUGUUAUGAAGGCGCUGGAGGGGAAUUGA